Alosa sapidissima (American shad) is the source of this 10885-nucleotide messenger RNA. RefSeq names its product teneurin-1-like. The record is from RefSeq and is a predicted model, not a curated record. Gene Ontology annotation, cellular component: membrane; neuron projection. NCBI's taxonomy places the organism in Eukaryota, Metazoa, Chordata, Actinopteri, Clupeiformes, Clupeidae. Gene Ontology annotation, biological process: neuron development; heterophilic cell-cell adhesion; signal transduction. Gene Ontology annotation, molecular function: protein homodimerization activity; protein heterodimerization activity; cell adhesion molecule binding.
UUUGCGGUCUAUCCGUGGCUCUCAGGAAGAGAGCAUAUCGCUUGAAUACAUGCCCUCUCACUUCUUUCACGAAGUGUCACUUGCUCUGUUUCGUUGCAGCGUCUCAAAAUCAAUAGAUAUCUGACGGAGCUAGGUCGCUAGAUGUAGCCUACGACUCGCGUCUGCCCACCAAGAGGGAUAAAACAAAAAAUAGAAAUUAAGGCUAAGGGAUUUACAUGGUUUUAAUAACUGAGCCUGUCUGGACGAAAUGGAAUGGGACUAACCUGUUAUGGCAGCAAAUCGGAAAGAUUCCAUUGUGCUCACUAUAGAGGAAAGAUAUGAGUGAAUGAACACUUUCGCUGAACCUCUUCGGACAUGGAAGAGAUGGAUUCCAAACCGUACCAGCCACUGUCGAAGGCCCGCCAUGAGAUGGAAAUGGCCUACACCAGCUCGUCAGACGAGAGCGAGGACGGCCGCCGCAGGGCGAAGUCGUACACGUCCAGAGAAACGCUCCCGGACUAUGGCCAGGAACUCAGGCUGAACUACAACAGCCACAGCAAGAGGCAGACUACAUUCAGCGAAACAGCUCAAGAAAUUGACUUUGCCAAGACACAGCCCCAGAUGCUGGGCUCCAGCUACCAGGAGGAACUGUGCCCGGGCCCCCAGCUGGGCUACUCCCUGGGCAUGGGCUCGGACGUGGAGGAGGACGAGGUCGAGGGUGACCCCUCGCCCAGCCACGCUCUCCACCUCUGGAUGCAGGAAGUGAAGUCGGAGCAGAGCUCCUGCCUCUCCAGCCGUGCCAACUCCGUGCUGUCGCUGACCGACACCGAGCAGGAGCGCAAGUCCGACGCUGAGAACGACAACCCCAGCAGUCCAGCCACACAGUUCACCUUCCGCCCGUUGCCCCCCCCACCUCCGCCGCCCCACGCCUGCACCUGCGCCCGCCCUGCGCCCUACGCCCAUGUGACCCUGCAGCGCAGCACCAUGCCCGCCCAGAGCCACGCCAGGGACAGGGACGGCCAGGGCACAGAUGGCAUCGGGCAGAACGACAGCUCACAGGUCAACCGCAACAACUGGGUGCUCAACAGCAACAUUCCUCUGGAGACUAGGCACUUCCUGUUCAAGCACGGCUCGGGCUCCUCGACCCUGCUGAGUGCGGCCAAUCAGAACUACCCGCUGACCUCCAACACGGUGUACUCUCCGCCCCCGCGCCCCUUACCCAGAAGCACCUUCUCCAGACCGAUGUUCACGUUCAACAAGCCCUACAAGUGCUGCAACUGGAAGUGUACGGCCCUCAGCGCCUCGGCCAUCACAGUCACCCUCGCCCUGCUCCUCACCUACGUCAUCGCGGUGCACUUGUUCGGUCUGACCUGGCACCUGCGCCCUGCCGACCCGCAGCUGUAUGAGAACGGGGUGAGCAAACUGAACCGGCCGCCGGACACCAGCCUGGCCACCCUCCCCCCUCUUGAAGGCCUCGGCCCUGACAAGAGCCCCCGCGUGAAAGGAGAAAAGUUACAGCGUGGCCGUGCCAUAGACAGGGGCGAGGUGGACAUCGGUGCUCAGGUGAGCCAGGUAAUCCCACCCAGCCUCUUCUGGAGGUUCCACCUGACCGUCCACCACCCCACCUACGUCAAGUUCAACCUCUCCCUCUCACGUGAAGCCCUCCUAGGGGUGUACGGCAGAAGAAACCUCCCGCCCACCCACACCCAGUUUGACUUUGUGAAGCUGCUGGAUGGAAAGCACCUCCUGAAGGUGGAGCCGAAGGGCCCGGAGACCCCAGGGCCUGGACCGGGCAUGGGAUCAGGCCCUCGGAACCAGCCUCUGAGCGGACUGCAGGAGACGGGCUUCAUCGAGUACAUGGACCCCGGCACCUGGCACCUGGCUCUCUACAACGACGGCAAGAAGAUGGAGACCGUACUCAUCCUCAGCACCCCCAUCGACACCAUGGAUGGCUGCUCCACCAGCUGCAAUGGCAAUGGAGAGUGUGUGGCUGGUCACUGCCACUGCUUCCCUGGUUUCUUGGGACCGAACUGUGAGAAAGACACGUGCCCGGUGCUGUGCAGUGGUAACGGCGAGUACGAGAAGGGCCGGUGCGCGUGCCACGCCGGCUGGAAGGGCCCCGAGUGCAGCAUCCAGGAGGACCAGUGUGUGGACCCCACCUGCUCCAACCACGGCACGUGCGUGCAGGGCAUCUGCAUCUGUGUGCCCACCUACAAGGGCAACAACUGCGAAGAGGUGGACUGCCUGGACCCUCAGUGUGCUGGCCACGGUGUGUGUGUGCGUGGCGACUGCCUGUGCUCGCCGGGCUGGGGCGGGCUCAGCUGCGAGAGCCCUCUGCCCACCUGCCAGGAGCAGUGCUCAGGCCACGGCACCUACCUGCCUGACACCGGAACCUGCACCUGCCAACCCAACUGGACCGGCGCCGACUGUUACAUUGAGGUGUGCCCAGUGGCGUGUGGCAGCCAUGGCGUGUGCACGGAGGGCCAGUGCCAGUGUGAGGAGGGCUGGGAGGGGCUGGCGUGUGACCAGCGGGCGUGCCACCCGCGCUGCGAAGAGCACGGCCAGUGUCGCGAUGGCAAGUGCGAGUGCCACCCCGGCUGGGAGGGAGAGCACUGCACCAUAGCCCAUGACUUUGACGACGUCGUGAAGGACGGAUGCCCGGGGCUGUGUAAUGGGAACGGGCGCUGUACCCUCGAGCAGAGUGGUUGGCACUGCGUGUGCCAGACUGGCUGGAGUGGCCCGGGCUGUAACAUCAUCACGGAGAGGGAGUGCGACGACAACAUGGACAACGAUGGAGACGGCCUGCUGGACUGUGUGGACCCUGACUGCUGUGAGGCGAUGGUGUGCAGUGCGAGUCCUUUGUGCCAGGGCUCCCCCGAUCCCGGGGCUCUCUCCUGCAGCAGGGCCAGACCCCCCCUCGGCCCUCCGCCCCCCAGAACCUUCUUCCAGCGCGUCCACUUCCUCCUGGGCAAGACCGGCACACACACGCUACACGGAGACAUCCCAUUCGACAGGAGUCAAGUGGCUGUGGUUCGAGGACAGGUGGUGGCAGUGGAUGGGACGCCUCUGGUUGGCGUAAAUGUGACUUUCUUCCAGCACCCUGAAUAUGGCUACACCAUCAGUCGACAGGAUGGCAGUUUUGACCUUGUCACUGCCGGAGCCAUUUCAGUAACCCUGGUGUUCCAAAGGCCUCCGUUCCUCAUGCAGCGACGCACCGUCUGGUUGCCGUGGAACAGCUUCAUGGUGCUGGACAAGGUCGUCAUGGCGAGGACUGAGGUUGUGGCCCCGGUCUGUGACAUCACAAGCUUUGUGAGUCCGUACCCAGUGGUCCUGCCGUCACCCCUGACCAGGUACACGGGCGAGUGUGUUGCCCGGGGCCCAGUCAUCCCAGAACUACAGGCCGUCCAGGAGGAGAUUGUGAUCCCGGGCAGCUUUGUGAAGCUCAGCUACCUCAGCACGCGCACGGCGGGCUACCAGUCGCUGCUGCGGAUCAUCCUCACGCACGCCUCCAUGCCCGCCGGCCUCAGCAAGGUGCACGUGUCGGCCGCCAUCGAGGGCCGCCUCUACCAGAAGUGGUACCCGGCAGCGCCAGGCCUGGUCUACGUGCUCGCCUGGAACAAGACCGACAUCUACGGACAGGAGGUGUGGGGACUCACAGAGGCUAUUGUGUCCGUGGGCUAUGAGUAUGACUCAUGUCCAGACUUUAUUCUGUGGGAGCGGAGAACGGCCCUAAUCCAGGGAUUUGAGAUGAUGGGCUCCAAUCUGGGCGGAUGGUCCCUGGACAAACACCACGUCCUCAACCUCCAGAGUGGCAUCCUCCACAAAGGCAACGGCGAGAACCUCUUCAUCUCCCAGCAGCCCCCAGUCAUUACCACGGUGAUGGGCAACGGCUACUACCGCACCAUUCCAUGCAUGGGCUGCAGCGGGCCGGCGGUCCAAAGCAAGCUGUUCGCGCCCGUGGCGCUCGCCUGCGGCUCCGACGGGAGCGUCUACGUGGGCGACUUCAACUUUGUCCGCCGCAUUCUACCCAGUGGACACACCUACAACAUCCUGGAGCUCAAGAAUCGGGACACAAGGCACAGCACGAGUCCUGCUCACAAGUAUUACCUGGCCUUGGAUCCCGUGCACGAGACCCUCUACCUGUCCGACACCAGCAGUAGGAAAGUGUUCCGACUGAAGACCCUGAGCGAACCGCGGGACCCAGUACGGAACAUGGAGGUGGUGGCGGGCACCGGUGACCAGUGCCUCCCGUUCGACCAGAGCCACUGUGGAGAAGGAGGCAAGGCCACUGCAGCCUCCCUCAACAACCCCAGAGAGUUGGAUCCGCCGCUCAGUCUGAUCAAAAGAGCUGAGGAUUGGCUCUGCAGCUCCAGUGGAGUGAGACUAGAAUGGCCCACCGACCUGGCCGUCAACCCCAUGGACAACUCCCUCUACAUCCUGGACAACAACAUCGUUCUGCAGGUCUCGGAGAGCCUACAGGUGCGCAUCGUUGCCGGGCGACCCAUCCACUGCCAGGUGCCAGGCAUAGACCACUACCUGGUCAGCAAGUCGGCCGUCCACUCCACACUGGAGGCGGCCAAGGCCAUCGCUGUGUCGCAGUACGGCGUCCUGUACAUCGCCGAGACGGACGAGCGCAAGAUCAACCGUGUCCAGCAGGUCACCACGAAUGGCGAGAUCUCUGUCAUUGCUGGAGCGCCCGCUGACUGUGACUGCAAGAUCGACCCCAACUGCGAGUGCUUCUCAGGAGAUGGAGGCUAUGCCCGCGACGCCCGCCUGGAGGCCCCCUCCGCCCUCACAGUCUCGCCCAACGGCACGCUCUACAUCGCCGACCAGGGCAACAUCCGCAUCCGGGCGGUGAGCGCCAACCGCCCGCGUCCCACGCCCGCCGGCCUCUACGAGGUGCCCUCGCUGCCCGACCAGGAGCUGUACGUGUUCAGCUCCAACGGCACGCACCUGCACACGCGCCACCUCAUCACCGGCGACUUCCUGCACAACUUCACCUACGACUCGGCCGAGGGGCGCCUCAGCGCCGUGGUGGCCAGCAACGGUCAGGCCGUGCACGUGAGGCGGGAGGGAGGAGCAGGCGGAGGAGGAGGAGGUGGUGGCAGUGGUGGGAGUGGUGGUGGUGGAGCCCCCUUGUGGCUGGUGGUGCCCGGCGGCCAGGUGUUCUGGCUGAGCGUGAGCUUGGCGGGCGGCCGGGCGCUGAAGCGAGUGUCGGCACAGGGACACGACGUGGCGCACCUGUCGUACCACGGCGGCACGGGUCUCCUAGCAACCAAGAGCAACGAGAACGGCUGGACCACUGUCUACGAAUACAACAGUGAGGGCCACGUCAUCAACGUCACCUUCCCCACGGGGGAGGUCACCAGUUACCAUGGCAGCAUGGAGAAAUCCGUACGGGUGGAGGUGGACAGCUCCAACUCCGAGAACUUUGUCACCGCCACCAACUUCUCCGCCACCGACACCAUCUUCACCUUCCGCCAAGACCACGCUCAGAACAGCUACCGCGUGAGCGCGGACGGCUCGCUGCACGUGACGCUGGCCAGUGGCAUGGAGGUGUCCCUGAGCACGGAGCCACACAUGGCCGGCGGCCUGGUCAGCCCAGCCCUCAGCCGCUGCAACAUCUCACUGCCCAGCGAGCACAGCCCCAGCCUCAUCGAGUGGCGCCAGCGAAGAGACCAGGCCCGCGCCAACUACUCCACCUACGAGAGGAGACUCAGGGCCCAUAACCGAAACCUUCUCUCCAUCGACUUUGACCCGGCCACACGGAUGGGCAAGAUCUACGACGACCACCGCAAGUUCACUCUGCGCAUCUUGUACGAUCCCCAGGGCCGGCCGGUCCUGUGGUCACCUAGCAGCAAGUACAACGAGGUCAACGCCACCUACUCUGCCACGGGUCAGGUGACCCACAUCCACCGCGGCAACUGGUCCGAGAAGCUGGAGUACGACAACGGCAAGCUGGUGUCGCGCACGUGGGUCAACGGCAAGAUCUGGACAUACUCAUUUGUGGAGAAGUCCAUCAUGCUCCUCCUGCACAGCCAGCGACGCUACAUCUUCGAGUACGACCAGACGGACCGGCUGCUCUCAGUCACCAUGCCCAGCAUGGUGCGCCACAGCCUGCAGUCCAUGCUGUCGGUGGGCUGCUACCGCAACAUCUACAGUGCGCCGGACAGCCGCGCCUCCGUGAUGCAGGACUACGCCCAGGAUGGACGCCUGCUGCAGACGCUCUACCUGGGCACAGGCCGCCGGACGCUCUACCGCUACACCAAGCAGGCGCGCCUCUCCGAGAUCCUCUACGACACCACACUGGUCACCUUCACGCACAACGACUCGUCCGGCGUGGUGAAGACCGUCCACCUUACACACGAGGGAUUCAUCUGCACCAUCCGCUACAGACAGAUAGGUCCUCUUGUGGGACGGCAGAUCUUCAAAUUCAGCGAGGAGGGGCUGGUGAAUGCCCGCUUUGACUACAGCUACAACAACUUCCGCGUGACCAGCUUGCAGGCCACCAUCAAUGAGACGCCACUGCCCAUCGAUCUCUACCGCUACGUGGACGUGUCUGGCCGCGUGGAGCAGUUCGGCAAGUUCAGCGUCAUCCACUACGACCUCAACCAGGUGAUCACCACGCACGCCAUGAAGCACACCAAGAUCUUUAGCGCCUACGGGCAGGUGGUGGAGGUCCAGUACGAGAUCCUGAAGUCCAUCGCCUACUGGAUGACGGUCCAGUACGACGCCUGGGGCCGCGUCACAACCUGCGACAUCCGCGUGGGUGCCGACGGCAACAUCACGCGGCGCUCAUACGAGUACGACGCCGACAGCCAGCUGCAGACGGUGCUGGUGAACGAGCGGCCACAGUGGCGUUACAGCUACGACCUGAACGGCAACAUCAACCUGCUGAGCCAGGGCGCCAGUGCGCGCCUCACGCCCAUCCGCUACGACCUGCGCGACCGCGUGACGCGCCUGGGCGAGAUCCAGUACCGCGUGGACGAGGACGGCUUCCUGCGGGCGCGCGGCAACGACAUCUUCGACUACAACUCCAACGGCCUGCUCACGCGCGUCUACAACCGCGUGUCAGAGCGCAGCGUCCACUACCGCUACGACGGGCUGAGCCGCCGCGUGGCCAGCCGCUCGGGCGACGGCCAGCAUCACCUGCAGUUCUUCUACGCCGACCUGGCCGACCCGACGCGCGUCACGCACAUGUACAACCACACCAGCGCCCAGAUCACCUCGCUGUACUACGACCUGCAGGGACACAUCAUCGCCAUGGAGAUCAGCAGCAACGAGGAGUACUAUGUGGCGUGCGACAACACCGGCACGCCCCGGGCCAUCUUCAACAGCCGUGGUCGGGUGGUGAAAGAGGUCCUCUACACGCCCUACGGGGACAUCUACCAGGACUCCAACCCCUCCUUCCAGCUCAUCAUCGGCUUCCACGGAGGCCUGUUCGACCCGCAGACCAAGCUGGUGCACUUCGGCCGGCGGGACUACGACGUAGUGGCCGGCCGCUGGACCACGCCCAACUAUGACGUCUUUGGAGAGCUCAGCCGCAACCCCAAGCCCUUCAACCUCUACGCCUUCAAAAACAACUGUCCGGUCGGGAACAUCGAGGAAGUCACACAGUUCACAACAGAAAUUGGCAGUUGGCUGCAGCUCUUCGGUUUCCAGCUCCACAACGUGGUGCCCGGUUUCCCCAAGCCAGACGCGGCGGGCAUGGAGCAGACGUACGAACUGAUGAAGAUGCAAACCAAGACCCAGGACUGGGACUCCAGCAAGGUUGUCCUGGGCAUUCAGUGUGAGCUUCAGCGCCAGCUGCGUAACUUCAUCUCUCUGGACCGUCUCCCCAUGACGCCCCCUGUUGGCUCCCUUGAGCAGUGCGUCUCAUCCACCCCCUCGUCCGACGGACCCGGUGGCAGCCCGCGCUUCUCUGCCCUGCCGUCCAUCUUUGGCAAGGGUGUGCGCUUCGCCAUCCUGCGCGGCCUGGUGGCGGCCGAGAUUGUGGGCGUGGCCAGCGAGGACAGCCGUCGCGUGGCGACACUCCUGAAUGGCGCCAUGUACCUGUCGGGCCUGCGCUUCACCGUGGACGGCCGCGACACGCACCACUUCCUCAAGCCCGGUGCCGUCGAGGACGACCUGGCCACGCUUGGCGGCCUGAGUGGCGGGCGCGUGCUGGAGAACGGCGUCAACGUCACCGUCUCACAGAUGACCGCCGUGGUGGGCGGCCGCAGCCGCCGCUUCGCCGACAUCCAGCUGCGUCACGGCGCGCUGUGCCUGAGCGUACGCUACGGCGCUACGCCGGACGAGGCGCGGCAGCAGCUGCUGGAGGCGGCACGGGAGCGGGCGGUCGAGGAGGCCUGGGCACGUGAGCGGAGGCUGCUGCUGGCCGGCGAGGAGGGCAGCCGCGACUGGAGCGAGGCCGAGCGAGAGCAGCUGCGCAGCGUCGGGAGGGUGGCCGGUUACGACGGCUACUUCGUGCUGUCUGUGGAGCAGUACCUGGAGCUGGCCGACAGCACCAACAACAUUCGCUUCAUGAGGCAGAGCGAGGUGGGACGCAGGUAACAGCAGACCGCCAAGGUGGCGCACGCUAAACAGGAAGAUAGAUUUCUUCGUCUUUUUCUCCUGUUUCUUUUUCUUUUGGUCAAUGGAUAUAGGAUUCUUUUGGGCUCUUUUUGGUUUCCUCUUACCCUGUCCUCCCUCACCAAAGACUGCCUGUUUUUAGACAUUUGAGGAAUUUAUCAAACAAUUUCUAUUUAUGAACAGAAAAAAAAAACUUAAAACAAAGGAAGAUUCAGGGGAGUGGAAUCCCAACUGCCUUUAAUCGUGACAAAAUGAUGGUAUUUUAUUAAUGUUCCAGGUGGAGUUUCUAAAGUGGCACAAAACAUUUUUUUCUGCUGUGGCUUAGCUUUCUAUAUGGAAGUAUGCUGUUUAUUUAUUUAUUUACUUACUUUAUUUAUGUACGUAUUUAUUUAUUUAUUUAUUUAUUUAUUUAUUUAUUUAUUCGUGUAUUGCAUUCUUCGACAAAGGACGCUUGUUUCUUGACAGCUUCUUACACUGAUGGGACAUUUGAAGAUGCAAAUCAAAGCUGCAAGACGUGCAUUACUCUCUGUUUACAGGCGUCAAAGAUGGACUGAUUUCAUUUUUGGGUUGUUCAAUAGACCACCUCAAAAAUUCUAGUUUACAUUUUGUGCAAGAGAGGCCUUGUCAGUGACUCAUAUUGGUACUUACAAAGCUCUCUAGGAUAUCCAACUUUAAUUUAAAUAUGAUUGAAAUUAUUAUUGUCAUGAGUUUGAGUGUGAAUACUAUAUGCUCAGAAAAAAAAAAACCUAUAUGUAUAUAGCAAGUGCUUUAAGAAAAAGAAAGUGCUAAAAUUUUGAAUAUGUUGUCAUACAUACUGAAGUGUUAAUAUUGUUAAUCGAUAGACGCAGUUCAAGUUUUUCAAAGAAUCUUACCUGCUAUGAGACUAUCCAUCCUGGACUUCUGAAUAUAAAGGGAUACACAGAUCAUUAAAGUAACUAUGUGUCAACUUCAGAAUCAUUAGAUUCUUAUUAAUUCAAGUGUUGUCUAUAUUUUCUGUAAGCCCAAACACCUCCCCAUACCACAUUAAAGGAGAAUCACAGAGUACACCGCGUCGGUAUGAAAAAUCAAAAACUAAAUGAAAAAAACGGUACUAUCUAGCAUGAGUUGCUGCAGCCGACAACUAGAGCUGCUGGCAGCUACAGUGCUACACUCUGGGUGUGUUUUUUUCCGUACUUACAGACCUUGAGAAACAGAGAUUUAUGUGAAAAUCGCCUGAAUUCUCCUUUAAGGCCCUUAAAGUGGCGUUAAGACUGACACACUUCUUUCAACUCCAAUUGCUCAAAUUCAGUUGUUCCCCUAUGACUGACCAUUGCAACAGCCUCGAGUUUAUAAAAGCGAGGUGCAAGCAGAAAAAAAUUGAGGCUUCUAAAAAGGCGAGGCACUCAAAGUUAUGAAUCAAAAAACUUAACUAGGUCAGGAAGCUAGCGAUUUAGCUCAAUAUAACGUAUUAUAGCGACAACGUGUAGGCUACACAAUCAACUUAACCUCACAUGUUUUUAACACGCACUCACUCACUACUUUAGAAUACUCAUGUUCUGGAGGUGAUAAAAGCGUGUCAGUGAGACUGCAGCCUAACCUCUCCUGCAUUGUCAAAUGGUUCAGCAUGAAGUCUUUGUACUGUACAUUUACAAUACAAUAAGAUGACUCACAAAUAAUCAUGGUCGUUACACUAAAGUUCCUUUUUAACUGUUAGUGAGAUCUCAAAACAUUUUGUAAUAACUAAUGUUUGUAGCAAAAAAGGUAGCAAUGUAUUCAGGUUAUGUACAUUUUAUCAAUACAUUUAUUUUUAUUAUUUAUAAUGCAUUAUUAAUUACAUUAAUUAUAGCAGAUCUGACCAUAGGUUGAUAAGAGAUGUUCUGGAGUGCUUCGAAAAAUAAGUUUUAAUAGUCAGAAAAAAUAAAAUAGUGAAAACUAGAAGUGUUGGGAUGGACGUGUGCUUGCUACAGCUCUGGUCCACAAUUUUCCCAGCAUCUAAAUAGUGAUUGGAUUUGACAUUCUCUCCACUCCACAAAUUGCUCAGCUCCCUGUGUGUCUCAUAGUGAAUCUCCCCCAUUCUCAAGUGAAGGUCUGCUGUCUUAUGUAGCUGACAGCAGUUAGCCGGCGGCCUCGAUUUCAUUAUCAUUCUCGUGUCAUAAAGAAACUGAAACAGAAGCUAGUCGAGACACGUACAUCUCCUCUGCAUCUUCGUGGAGGUGCCACAUCACAAGACGAGACCCGUCGCAGACAUCUCUCAAGAAGUGGGAGAUGACAGACAUGUUCAAAUUUCUGCCCAAUUAAGAAAUGCAUUCGGACAAAGUGCCCACAUGGACUGCAAUGUCAAACUCCAGGAGUCCAU